Messenger RNA from Calypte anna (Anna's hummingbird), 1363 nucleotides. It is a transcript of the gene MC3R, whose product is annotated as melanocortin 3 receptor. The transcript has a single exon. Gene Ontology annotation, biological process: G protein-coupled receptor signaling pathway. Gene Ontology annotation, cellular component: membrane. The coding region runs from base 148 to 1125 and encodes 325 amino acids. Lineage: Eukaryota; Metazoa; Chordata; Aves; Apodiformes; Trochilidae. Gene Ontology annotation, molecular function: melanocyte-stimulating hormone receptor activity; peptide hormone binding. The record is from RefSeq and is a predicted model, not a curated record.
UAAAGAAAAGUCCUAAUUGAUUAUAUCCCAUGUGCACAGCAACAGCUUGGAAGGACUUCUUUUCUUUUUUUCCCCCCUUUCUGUUUUUCUUUAACCUGUGCUCUUUCAGAUCCAUACUCACUUGCUAAUUCAACUCCUUUUCUGACUAUGAAUAACACACACUUGGCAUUUUCAUUUCAACCUGUGCUGCUUAAUGUCACUGAAGACUUCAAUGACUCCAUUCUGAACAACAGAAGCAGCGAUGGAUUUUGUGAGCAGGUCUUCAUAAAAGCAGAGGUCUUCUUGACUUUAGGGAUCAUCAGCCUACUGGAAAACAUCCUGGUCAUUCUUGCAGUGCUGAAGAAUGGAAACCUGCAUUCUCCCAUGUAUUUCUUCCUCUGUAGCUUGGCUGUAGCAGAUAUGUUAGUGAGCAUGUCAAAUGCCUUGGAGACUAUAAUGAUUGCAAUCCUGAGCAACGGCUAUUUGAUCAUUGAUGACCACUUUAUCCAGCAUAUGGACAAUGUUUUUGACUCAAUGAUCUGUAUAUCUUUGGUAGCCUCAAUUUGCAACCUCUUGGUUAUAGCCAUUGACAGGUACAUAACUAUUUUCUAUGCUCUCCGUUACCACAGUAUCAUGACUGUGAAGAAAGCUUUAACCCUGAUUGUGGUCAUUUGGAUUGCUUGUAUCAUCUGUGGCAUCAUAUUUAUCGCCUACUCAGAAAGCAAAACUGUCAUUGUCUGUCUCAUCACUAUGUUCUUUACCAUGCUCUUUCUUAUGGCCUCCCUUUAUGUCCACAUGUUCUUGUUUGCACGCCUGCACGUUAAGCGGAUCGCGGCCCUGCCUGUGGACGGGGUGCCCUCCCAGCGCACCUGCAUGAAGGGAGCUGUCACCAUCACUAUAUUACUAGGGGUCUUCAUUGUUUGCUGGGCACCUUUUUUCCUUCACCUCAUCCUCAUCAUCUCUUGCCCAAUGAAUCCAUACUGUGUCUGCUACACUUCACACUUUAAUACCUAUCUGGUUUUGAUAAUGUGCAAUUCGGUCAUUGAUCCACUCAUUUAUGCUUUCCGGAGUCUGGAGAUGAGAAAGACUUUCAAAGAAAUUGUAUGUUGCUGUUCUGGCAUGAGUGUGGGACAGUGCAUGCUGUGAGCCUCUGGCUUUGUGUUGAGAAUAGAGAGGAUACACACAAUAGGUCUAUGACUAUAUAUAUCUAUAUAUAUAUGUACCUUGAUACAUAGUAGUUCAACUUUAAAAGCCAUGCUCAAAGGAAAGGCACAGGAAAGAAUAAAUAACCUUGAUGCCUUGAUUCAUACUUUUCAAAAUGAAAACCAGAUUCAACUAAAUUAUUCAAAAUUUCUUAAAUAGUUAUGACAAGAGGAAAUCCAGA